CAAAUAUACAGCUUUUGUUUUUGGUUAGUUACUGAGACCAAAGCAUAAGCUAAAAGAAACACAAAAUACUACGUUAAAACAACAACCAAACUUCCAAUUCCAUGUCCGGAAACAUUCACGAAAAAUGACACAAUUUAGUAGAAAAACUGUUCAUGUCGAUAUUAAGUGGAGUAUACUAGAAAGGGUAUCGAUUUUUCGAAGAUUUUUUAGCUUCAUUUGGGAUAAAGUUGUUUUUUCUAUAGGAAGGCCUAUUCCGUAUAGGAGAUUGACUCGCCCGGAUUCAUCAUCAUCAUCUUCUCCGGUGGAAAUUGUGGUGGUCGACGACGGUAAGGCCUUGCCGGAGGAGGAUCAUCCUCCGAUGAUAUGUAAUGGGUACGAAGCGGAUUCCGAUUUGGUUAGUUUGAAGAUCAGUUUGUUAGGCGACUCUCAAAUUGGAAAAACCAGCUUUCUGAUCAAAUAUGUUGGGGAUGAACAAGAGAAAAGCUUACAAAUGACUGGACUAACUUUAGUUAACAAAACAUUAUUUGUUCAAGGUGCCAAGAUUGCUUUCAGCAUAUGGGAUGUAGGAGGUGAUAGUAACUCACUAGAUCAUCUUCCAAUUGCUUGUAAAAAUGCCGUGGCAAUCUUGUUUAUGUUUGAUCUAACUAGCCGAUGCACCCUUAACAGUGUUGUUGGAUGGUAUAGUCAAGCAAAGAAGUGGAAUCAGACAGCAAUUCCAAUAAUAAUAGGAACAAAAUUUGAUGAUUUUGUCGGCCUUCCACCAGAUUUGCAGUGGACUAUUGUGACUCAGGCAAGAGCAUAUGCCAGGGCAAUGAAUGCAACCCUUUUCUUCUCAAGCGCUACACAUAAUAUCAAUGUCAAUAAGAUCUUCAAGUUCAUCAUGGCUAAACUCUUUAACUUGCCAUGGGCAAUUGAGAGAAACUUGACCAUUGGGGAGCCGAUUAUCGACUUCUAAAAUUUUAUGUUAUUCGAAUUUGAUUUGGAUAUAUGUCGAACACAAGCAUAUGUUCAAUAAAGAUGCGUUCAAUUUUUUUUCGAGUU
Messenger RNA from Hibiscus syriacus, 1041 nucleotides. RefSeq names its product septum-promoting GTP-binding protein 1-like. The transcript is spliced from 6 exons. Lineage: Eukaryota; Viridiplantae; Streptophyta; Magnoliopsida; Malvales; Malvaceae. The record is from RefSeq and is a predicted model, not a curated record. Bases 125 to 955 code for a protein of 276 amino acids. Gene Ontology annotation, molecular function: GTP binding; GTPase activity.